AUGCAGGCUUUCGCGAGACAGAUGCGCCCAGCAGGCAAGCUGCUGAACCAGACCGCGAGACGGUCCUACAGCGCUUCCUCGGCCAGCCCUUACUCCAAGACUAUCGACAACCUGCGCAUCAACUCCGAGACCAAGGUCCUCUUCCAGGGUUUCACCGGCAAGCAGGGAACUUUCCACGCGCAGCAGGCCAUCGACUACGGCACUAAGGUUGUUGGUGGAACGAACCCCAAGAAGGCCGGCCAGGAGCACCUGGGUCUCCCCGUCUUCGGCAACGUCAGCGAGGCCGUCAAGGAGACUGGUGCUACUGCUACCGCCAUCUUCGUCCCUCCCCCUCUGGCUGCCGCCGGUAUCGAGGAGGCCAUCGCUGCCGAGAUCCCCCUUGUCGUCUGCAUCACUGAGGGUAUUCCCCAGCACGACAUGGUCCGCAUCACCAACAUGCUCAAGACUCAAUCCAAGACGCGUCUCGUCGGCCCUAACUGCCCCGGUAUCAUCGCCCCCGGCCAGUGCAAGAUCGGUAUCAUGCCCGGCUUCAUCCACAAGCGCGGCCGUAUCGGUAUUGUCUCCCGUUCCGGCACUCUUACCUACGAGGCCGUCAACCAGACCACCCAGGCCGGCCUUGGCCAGUCUCUCGUCGUCGGUAUCGGCGGUGACCCCUUCAGCGGCACCAACUUCAUCGACUGCCUGAACGUCUUCCUCAAGGACGAGGAGACUGAUGGUAUCAUCAUGAUUGGCGAGAUUGGUGGUUCUGCCGAGGAGGACGCCGCUGACUUCCUCCGCGCCAACAACACCGUCAACGGUGGCAAGCCCGUUGUCUCCUUCAUUGCCGGUAUCUCCGCUCCCCCCGGCCGCCGCAUGGGUCACGCCGGUGCCAUCGUUUCUGGUGGCAAGGGUGGUGCCGACUCCAAGAUCUCUGCCCUCCAGGCCGCUGGUGUCAUUGUCGAGCCCUCUCCCGCCAGUCUCGGCAAGGCCCUGUACGACGAGUUCGUCCGCCGCGACCUUCUGUAA
Molecule: messenger RNA, 1005 nt
Organism: Colletotrichum truncatum
Lineage: Eukaryota; Fungi; Ascomycota; Sordariomycetes; Glomerellales; Glomerellaceae
Source: RefSeq, a predicted model, not a curated record